AUGCUUCUGCGACUCCCGCCAACGCUGCAUUACCCCAUCACCGUCAGAUCGCUACUCAAGCGCCCGGGCGAUUCGGUCGAGCGGGGUGAUCAUUUGUUUUGGUACGUGUACAAGACUACUGUCAUCGAAGGCGAUGGGUUGGGGAAUGAUAUCGAGGUCCUAAAGGAGUUUCCCGUCAAAUUCGAGUCGAGCGUUGAUGGCACAGUGGUAGAGUGGAAGAUAUCUAAGGGAGAUAUUAUCGAUGAACCGGUAAACGUUGUUGAGAUUGAUGAACCAUGUGCUCACGAAGUUCAAUUCGGAGGCAUGUGCGCAGAGUGCGGAAAAGAUAUGACGGCUGCGAAUUACAAUACCGACGUCAUGGACGCAAUGCGAGCCCCGAUUCAGAUGGUUCACGAUAAUACCGCGCUCACAGUCAGUCAGAGAGAAGCUACCCGAGUGGAAGAGGAUGCAAAGCGCCGACUCCUAGCCUCGAAACGUUUGUCGCUGGUGGUCGACUUGGAUCAGACAAUUAUCCAUGCGACGGUAGACCCAACAGUUGGAGAAUGGAAGGAAGAUAAAAAUAAUCCGAAUCAUGAAGCUGUCAAGGAUGUGCGCGCAUUUCAGCUUACUGACGAUGGACCCGGUAUGCGCGGAUGCUGGUAUUACAUCAAACUUCGGCCUGGACUGGAAAGUUUCUUGCAGAACAUAUCUAAACUUUACGAGCUACAUAUUUACACUAUGGGUACACGGGCAUAUGCGCAAAAUAUCGCAAACAUUAUUGAUCCCGAUCGAAAGCUCUUUGGUGAUCGAAUUCUCAGCCGUGAUGAAAGCGGCAGUCUCACUGCGAAAAACCUACAGCGUCUAUUUCCUGUUGACACCAAAAUGGUAGUGAUCAUCGACGACCGCGGUGAUGUCUGGAAGUGGAACCCCAAUCUCAUCAAGGUGUCACCGUAUGACUUCUUCGUUGGUAUUGGUGAUAUCAACUCGAGCUUUUUACCAAAGAAGCAGGAGUUGACGCCGGGGAAGACCAAGAGCGAAAAGCCAGCUGUAACUGCACCCGCUGAACACCAUGUUAACGGUACUACCCAAGCCAAAGAGAUUGGAAACGAAGUCUCGGCAUUGGAACAGCUUGUUACGAUGGGUGGAGGGGACAAUCCAACAAUGCUCCUGGAACAAGCGACACAACAGGAAGAGACAAUCAUGCAUCAAGUGGAAGAUAGACCGUUGCUACAGAAGCAGAAGGAACUGGAUGCCGAAGACGACGCCUCAGAGUCACAAGCAGGUGCCGAGAGUGAGACGUCAACAUCGAGUAUGGACGAUUCUCAGGAUUUAGGGAAGCACAGACAUCAUUUGCUGGAAGAUCAUGACCGAGAAUUAUUUCAUCUACAGGACCGGUUAGAGAAAGUGCAUUCGGAGUUUUUCGAAGAGUACGAACGUCGCCGCCAGAGAAAUCUUGAAAGAGGACGAGUUUCGACUCUUCGAGGCGACAGAACUAUCCGGGAUCGGGAUAUUGAUUUAGAAUUACUACCUGAUGUUAAGGUCAUCAUGCCGCAGAUCAAGCAAAAGGUUCUUGGGGACGUUGUUCUUGUGUUUUCCGGUGUUUUACCCCUAGGAACUGACUUGCAAAAUGCCGAUAUAUCUCUUUGGGCCAAAAGCUUUGGGGCUACGAUAUCACCUAGAAUCGGAUCUAAAACGACGCAUUUGGUGGCAGGGAGAAAUCGAACUGCUAAAGUGCGAGAGGCAACGAGAUAUCCUCGAAUUAAGAUUGUCACAACGCAAUGGCUUUUAGAUAGUUUGACUCAGUGGAAACAUAUGGAUGAGGAGCCGUAUUUGAUUCCGGUUCAUCCGGAGGAUAGGGGUGAGCCUGUGCUGGGUAGCUCACCUGGUUCUAAGCUUGAAGAUUCCUGGCUUUCUUCUUCGGAUGAUGAUACGGGCGUGUCGUUUACAGACGAUGAGGAUGUCAAUGAAGAAAUCAUCCGCUCGUCCGGGAUGACUGAACAUUCACCUGUCGGGUACACCGCAGCCGAACAAGCAGCUGUGCACGACGAGCUGAAGGAGUUUCUGGGAAGCGAUGAUGAGACUGACGAUGAAGACGACAAAGAUUAUGUCGAUGACGAAGAAGAUGACGACGAGGCGGAGGGAAACAAUAACGAAGAAGAUCCAGCAGCAACGGACACCCGCAAACGGAAACGGGAUGGGGAUGAAGAGACCGAGAGUGAAGGAACAGGUACUUCACGCCUUGCACAACGUCUGAAGAGAUCGCCAGGGGCUGAUGACGAUGAAGACAUGUCAAAGCAAGGUGCUACUAUCAUUCCCGGCACAGCCAAAGACGAGGAUGACGGUAGCUACAAUUACAGCAACGAAACCAACGAUCCCACAGAGAAUGCGGAUUACGACGAGGAUGAGUUAGAGAGGGAAAUGCUCGCCGCAUUCGAGAAUGGGGAUUACGAUGAGAAUGCUGAAGAAGCGAUUGGAGCUGACAAUGGUUGAUUUCUUUCUCCUCCUCUUCUCUACCGUGUCUUUUGCCGAUAACACAUGUACAAAUUUUUUUAAUCUUGCAUUUGAGAGGCGUUGUUCGAGGAAGGCAAGCGUUGGGAAUGCGUGUAUUUACUUAUUCUAUCCGAUGGUCAUGUGCGACAAUCAUGAUCUAGCCCAGGAAGGCAGCAAUGGAAUCACAUCAUUCUCACUACU
Molecule: messenger RNA, 2670 nt
Organism: Talaromyces stipitatus ATCC 10500
Lineage: Eukaryota; Fungi; Ascomycota; Eurotiomycetes; Eurotiales; Trichocomaceae
Product: RNA Polymerase II CTD phosphatase Fcp1, putative
Exons: 4
Coding region: 1-2469 (822 amino acids)
Cellular component (GO): nucleus
Molecular function (GO): RNA polymerase II CTD heptapeptide repeat phosphatase activity
Source: RefSeq, a predicted model, not a curated record